Podarcis muralis (Common wall lizard) is the source of this 2686-nucleotide messenger RNA. NCBI's taxonomy places the organism in Eukaryota, Metazoa, Chordata, Lepidosauria, Squamata, Lacertidae. The record is from RefSeq and is a predicted model, not a curated record.
AUUACUAUUGUUGUUAUUAUGGAAUAGGAUGUCCCUGUUUUCACUGGAGAAACGUUGGAGGGGAAGCUAGGUAGAAUUGCAGGUGGUGACAUCCGUUGCUUCUCCUCCUCUCCCUAUUACAAAAUAAGCCCCUGAUGUAGCAGAUAUGGGGCAGAGGCCUGGUCAGUAUGCCAGCAAGAAAGGCAAAGGUGAAUUCCGCUGCGUCCUGCCCCAGUUAUCAGGCCAUGGCGCUGUGUCAAUCCAAGAGAAAGCUGACUUCAUGAUGACUUAGGGCUGGCUCAGUUCCUUCUUGGAAUAGUUAACCGGGGGCAACUUGCUGAUGGGUCAAAAGUCACUGAAAUCCUCGAAAUAAUACCUUGGGCUGGAGUCCCAUUCUUCCUUGCUACCUCACUGUCCUGCGUUGUGCUGUUUGUCAAGGAAAGCCUAGAGAGCUCUCAGCCCACCUGACCAACGACCAGGGACAGAGCAACAACUUUUCCUGCGGAAAAUGGCAGCCCGUGUCUUCUCUGACUUGGGCAUUGGGUGCUGGACCAGCCCUCGCCAUCUCUUGGAUGGUGGCUGCAGAAGGGAGGCGAGGACGUGGCCCAGACGGCGGUGUUUUCUCUUGGCAGAUUCGGUACCAGCGAGUGUUCCAAAUGAUCUUCGUGGUGGGGAUGGGAGGAACCUUCCUGAUCGGCUUCCAGAUCUCCGUGAUCAGCUAUCCCUCUCAGUACAUCAAGACAUUUAUCAACCAGACAUGGGUCAAGCGGUAUGGCUCUGCCCUUCACCACGAAACGCUCACCUUCCUGUGGUCUGCAGUCGUCUCCAUUUUCUGCCUGGGUGGGUUCCUGGGCAACCUGUCCAGUGGGCAUGUGACCACCCAAUAUGGAAAAAAGAAAACGCUGCUGUUCAACGACAUUGUCACCAUCGCCGCCGCCCUCCUCGUUGGCUUCAGUAGGACGGCCGACUCUUUCGAAAUGAUCCUGACAAGCCGUUUCCUCUAUGGCUUCACUGCAGGUAUUUCCCUGAACACCAAUGGACCGUAUGCUGGAGAAAUUGCACCCAAGAAAUUCAGAGGUUUUGCCAUUGCCACCUGCUCUGUGUUUUUUUCACUAGGAAAAGCUUUUGGACAAAUUAUGGGCUUAAGAGAUCUCUUUGGCACAGAGUCGCUGUGGCCUCUGCUCCUGGCUCUGUGUGGGAUCCCAGCCCUGUUCCAGCUGCUGCUCCUGCCCUUCUUCCCUGAGUCCCCUCCAUACCUGUUGCUCCAGAAGGGAGACAAAGAUGGUUGCUUGAAAGCCAUGAAGUUCCUUUGGGGUGAAGGGCAUCACCAAGCUGAGUUGGAGGACAUGGUGAAGCAGAAGGAGGACAUGAGAAGCUCCAAGAACCUGAGCGUCCUGGAAGUGAUGAGCGAGAAGUCCGUGCGCUGGCCGCUGGGCCUCAGCGUCCUGCUGAUCUUCACCCUGAACCUCUCUGGCUUGAGUGCCAUCUACUUCUACGCCUUCGAAGUUUUCCGCACAGCCAAAAUUGAGGAAAGCCUCAUCCCUUACGUAGCAGUUGGCGUUGGCAGCUGCGAAUUUGUUGGUACGAUCCUAUGCAGCUGCCUCGUUGACCGCUUUGGCCGGAGGGUUCUCCUGUGGGGCGGCUUCGCGAUGAUGGGGCUGGUGAUGGUGCUCCUUGUCCUGGCCCUCUCUUUCCAGGGCCAGUUCCCCUGGAUUUCCUUUGGCAGCAUCGCCCUCAUAUUCUUGUUCACCCUCUCCUAUGGUCUUGGCCCAUCUGGUGCCAUCUUCGCGGUUAUAAUGGAGAUUUUUGGCCAGUCAGUAAGGCCAUCGGCAUUGACCAUCAUUGGAAUAGUCAGCUGGGUGGGCCUCUUCCUAGUCGGGAUGACGUUUCCUUUUCUUGUGGAGGUCCUCGGCCACUUCUGCUUCCUCUUCUUCUUCGUUGUGCUCCUCGUGGUGGGGAUCUUCAUCUACAGGUACCUGCCAGAGACAAAGGGAAGGUCCAUCAGCGAGAUCACCGAAGAAUUCAAAAGGAUGCGUUUGGGGAAGAGAAUGGCUAUCACCGCUCGGGGAAAGAUGGCCGCCACCGACCACAGUUUUUGUACCAAGUUGUGAUGGCAGCUGCUGUUUGGGUGAAGUGGGCCCUCAGGGCCAACAGGAGGGGGAGAGUAAACUCUUAGCAGGCUGGUGUUUCCGAAUGCCAGUUGAAUCAGCUGCCGGGCGGAAGGUGAACAAGGCGUUGAGGGGGAACAGAAGGCUUCCUUCUCCAGCUGCGCUUCUGAAUACUCUUCUGAAGCUAGCAUUUGCAUUGGGAAAGGGGGCUUCUCCCAUUGGUGCCAGUGAGAGUCCCCCCUCUUGAAAAGAAAAGAAAAAAGAAAGCAAAUGCCAGCUUCGGAAAAUGAAUUCUUCUCAAAACUAAGCCUAUCCUUUUGUUUAGGAGUCGGACAUGACUAAACAACAAGAACAAAAUUCCGACACAUUGAUGUUGACAUGUUUUAAUCUCUAUUUUUCUGUUAUUUUUAAUUAUCUUUCCAUGUUUUCCAGUGUUUUCAACUGUUUUUAAUGAUAGUUUUAAUAUUUAUUGUAAACGGCUUAGAGGUUUUGCUACAAUCAUGCGGUGUAUAAAUUUUGUUGAAAUGAAUAAGUAAAGAAAUCAAAGCAGAAGGGGAAAGGGUUAAAUUUGUCCCGCCCUGCCUGCUCUGAUCCCAGCC